This is a messenger RNA of Dinoponera quadriceps, 1924 nucleotides long. Its product is annotated as fatty acyl-CoA reductase 1-like. The record is from RefSeq and is a predicted model, not a curated record. The coding region runs from base 279 to 1877 and encodes 532 amino acids. The transcript is spliced from 8 exons. Gene Ontology annotation, biological process: long-chain fatty-acyl-CoA metabolic process. Gene Ontology annotation, cellular component: peroxisome. NCBI's taxonomy places the organism in Eukaryota, Metazoa, Arthropoda, Insecta, Hymenoptera, Formicidae. Gene Ontology annotation, molecular function: alcohol-forming very long-chain fatty acyl-CoA reductase (NADP+) activity.
GUUCGUUUGUCUCACACUAAAUUAUAAGUGUUGGUUAAUUAUAUAACGACUAUUUAGGCAAUUAAAUUGACAGGGAGUAAUAUUUUGUAUAAAUACUCCUCGUCAUUGUUAAAAAUCGGAAUUAGCGAAAAUCCGGAGAAUCUAGCAUUUAGCUCGGUGAAAAGCGAUCGGUGAACUGGUAACUGUGGAUUUUUAUUUGCUGACUGUGCAGUAAAAAAGUGUAUGUAGUACUUAGAAGGGUAAAUAAAAUUUGCAGUUUGCUUGAAUAGAUUGACAAAAUGGCACAAAAAAGUAAAGCCUAUGUUGAUGACUUGUUGGACAUGUCGGAUCCUCCAGAAACUAACAAUUGCCAGAGCGAAGUCUCACAAUAUUACAAGGGACGUAACGUUCUCAUAACGGGUGCUUCCGGUUUCUUCGGUAUACUUCUGAUAGAAAGAUUACUGCGAUGCUGCCCGGGCAUAGGUAAGAUAUAUAUAACUAUGAAGAGCAAGAAAGGAAAAUCAGUGGAAGAUCGGUUCAAAGAACACUUCGAUGACGUUAUUUACGAUAGAUUGAAGAAAGAACAGCCUGAUUAUAUCACUAAAGUAAUAAUGAUAGAGGCCGACUUCGGUGAAGUAAAUCUGGGCUUGUCACCGGAAAACCGGAAACGUCUCUUAGAUACAAAUAUAAUCUUCCACAUGGCAGCCAUCGUGCGAUUUAACGAAACAAUUCGAAAUGUGAUCAAUGUUAACGUGAGGGGAACUAAAGAAAUUCUCCUUUUUAUGAAAGAGAUGCCGAAUUUAGAGGCAUUCGUUUAUACAUCGACUGCGUAUUCUCAUUGUGUGUACAUGUCAAUCGAUGAGAAGUAUUAUCCUCCUCCUUUCGAGACAGACAAGAUAUUGAUGUUAUUAGAUGUUUUAGACGAUGAGAAACUGGAUCAAAUAACACCGAUAUUAAUAGGCAAAUGGCCGAAUACCUACGUGUUCAGCAAGGCGAUCGCCGAAGACACAGUACGACAAUAUGGCGUCGAAUUGCCGGUUUGUAUCGUACGUCCAUCGAUUGUAAUAUCAACGGCGAAAGAACCGGUAUCUGGAUGGGUCAACAACAUAUACGGAGCGGUAGGCGUAGUAAUGGGCAGUGCUUUAGGUUUGCUACAUACUUUAUAUUGCGUACCCGAAUAUAAAGCGGAUUUAAUGCCUGCCGAUUAUGUAAUAGCGAAUAUCAUUGUUGCGGGUUGGGAUAUCGCCAAAAGAAAAGAUAUUUUACUCAGCAUCGAUAACGCAAACCCGGACAUCCCGGAAAAUGAGAGAAAACCGAUUUACAAUUGCGUGUCGUCGUCUCAAAAUCCUAUUACUUGGAAAAAAUUUAUGAAGAUAAACGAGAAAUACGGCAUGCGCUUGGCGAGCACGAAAGUUUUCUGGUACUACAUGUUAUUUCUAGAGAAAUACAGAUUUGUAUAUAACAUAUACAAAAUAUUUUUGCAUAUAAUACCUGCUAUCAUAGUCGACGCUCUGGCUUACCUCACGGGCCGAAAACCGAUGUUAUUGAAGGUUUAUAAGAAAAUACAUAUAUUCAGCGAGGUGAUAGCUUUCUUCUCGACGCGUCAGUGGGAAUUUCAGAAUAACGCCGUUAUCAAGCUCUGGGAUCGUCUAAAUCCUGUUGAUCGUGAGAUUUUCAACUUUAACAUGCGAGACGUGGAUUGGGAAGAACAUUUGAAAAACAUAAUAUAUGGUAUUCGUAUAUAUAUAUUUAAAGAGACACGUGAAAUUUCGGAAGAAGCAAUCGUGAAAUAUAGAAGGUUGAAAAUCGCUCAUUACACAUUGUUAACUAUUUUCUGGAUUUUGAUAAUGUGGGUUAUCGUAAGUCUAAUAAAUUUUUUAUUGUUGUUCUUUCUGUAGAAAUUUUUGUAACUUGUUGAACUACAAUUAUUGUUAAAUUAAUGUUA